AGGGGUGGUUUGAUCUAUGUGGUGAUUCAGAAACAAACGAAACCCAGUAGACAUGGCGAAAUCGGCGUCGAAUUCUCUGAUGCAGAGCCUGAAGCGGUUCAUAAAGAAGCCAUGGGAGAUCACGGGCCCGUGCGCGGACCCUGAGUACAAAUCCGCAUUGCCCUUGGCCGUGGAGUACCGCCUCAGCUGCCCCGCCACCGUCAAGGAGAAGCCCAUCAUCCCCAACUCCCUCCCGGAGACCGUCUACGACAUCAAGUACUUCACCCGCGACCAGCGCCGCAACCGCCCUCCCAUACGACGCACCGUCUUGAAGAAGCCCGACGUCGAGAAGCUCAUGAAGGAACAGACCUUCGCCGUCUCCGACUUUCCGCCCGUUUAUCUCAAUUCCGCCGUUGAGGAGGACAUCAACGCUCGCGGCGGCGGAUACCAGUGACUCACAGGUUUGUGCUAUUGUGGGAUGACAUUAUUGGCCCUGUCAACUUUCUGUUAUUUGUCAAUGGAAAGGUCUGUGUAGUCUUUAUCACAGACCUGUAAUGACCGUCCAUUUUAAAGAGGUGUGUAAACAUUUUACAUCAAUAAAGUGUAGCUGGCUGGAGUUAAAGUUUAACUAUAUGUUUACUUAUUUGUGGAUGUGGGAUCAAAAAGUAAAUUGAUUCAAUGACUUGAUAAUGGUUAGAAUAAUUUCCCCUGCUUAUUUUGAUUGAGGGAAGCUUUUGAAUAUCAUUUCAAAAUUUCUUCAGGGCAA
This is a messenger RNA of Glycine soja, 745 nucleotides long. RefSeq lists its product as uncharacterized. The record is from RefSeq and is a predicted model, not a curated record. The transcript is spliced from 2 exons. Lineage: Eukaryota; Viridiplantae; Streptophyta; Magnoliopsida; Fabales; Fabaceae. The coding region runs from base 53 to 433 and encodes 126 amino acids.